AAUUAUGGUUGGUUUAUUGGGAUUAUUUCUUCUCUAGCUGCAGAAGGUGGUAGGGUCUUGAGACCUGGCCUCGCCUUGGAAAGGUUAACUUCCUGUUCUCAACUUGGGAAAGUAUUGCCCCAAUGAGAAUGGGAAUUGCGUGGAGACCUUCUCCAACCUCCACCUUGCCCCAGUAUGAAAAGGUAGGGACAGGGUAGGAAUGUGAUACACUGCUAAGAGACACAACUGUAUGCUUCUCAGUUCCCCAGGCCCCCCCUCCCCUCAGCUCUGAGAUGAUGCCCUUAGGUGGGAAGGAUCUAAUCCUCUAGAAAUUUGGGCAGCAAGAGAGGCAGCUGCUACUCCCACAAACAAGUCUUAGAUCUUUUCCCUCAGUUCUCUGCUAAGUCUGUGAGGGUGAGGAGAGAGUUCCAGACUCACUCCUUUGCCCUGAUAGGCACCCUGAAGGGACCUGGCCUUAAGACUGCUCCCAAGGGUGGCCCUAGCCUGGUGGCAGGCAGGCAAGGGUUAAAAGGUGUGGGCCGGCCCAGUUCCUGGCCAGGUAGGCUGGGUCAUUACCUAGUGGGAGGAGGCCAAGGCAUAUUCCACUGCUGCUCACUGCCACUACCAGCUGGAGCCAGGGCCUGGUCGAGACAACUAUUUUUUUGAGGUACCUGUGGCUGCCCCAUACUACUCUUUGGUAUUGGCAAGACUCCUGGCUGUGGCCCAUGGGCCUCUGAGGAGGCGUUAUAAGUCUGCCCAGCUCCCCACUUGCUGUGCUCCCAUUCAAUGGGAAGGGAACCAAGGUACCAAGGUCAAGUGGGUCCAAAUAGCCACACCCAUUCUGAGAGGGGAGGUCAAGCAGACCUUGUCCAGUCAUCAGUCACGGCCUCUUGACAGCACCAGGAUGGAAGUCAAAGGUCAGCUGAUCAGCUCUCCUACCUUCACUGCCCCAGCUGCCCUGUUUGGAGAGGCUGCCCCCCAGGUGAAGUCAGAGCGUCUGCGAGGGCUGCUUGACCGGCAACGUGCACUUCAGGAAGCCCUGAGCCUAAAACUUCAGGAGCUCCGCAAAGUGUGUCUCCAGGAGGCGGAGCUAACUGGCCAACUGCCCCCUGAAUGCCCGCUAGAGCCUGGUGAACGGCCCCAGUUGGUCCGCCGGCGCCCCCAUGGAACCCGCGCCUACCCUCCAUCACAUUCCAACCCAGCACACCACUCCUUGUGCCCUGCUGAGGAACUGGCUCUUGAUGCCCUGGAGCGUGAGGUGUCAGUGCAGCAGCAGAUCACAGCAGCUGCCCGCCGCCUGGCUCUGGCCCCUGAGCUGAGUGCUGAACAGCGCCGGCGUCGGUGCCAAGUCCAGGCAGAUGCGCUACGGAGGCUGCAUGAGCUGGAGGAGCAGCUCAGGGAUGUCCAGGCCCGCCUUGGCCUCCCAGUGCUCCAGCCAUCCCAGCCACUGCCGCUGUCCACGGGGGCAGUGAUCAACACCCCGGGAGUCUGCCUGGGGAUGCGCCUCACUCAACUCAGCCAAGAGGACAUGGUUCUGCACUCAGAGAGCAGCUCCCUCUCAGAGUCUGGGGCCAGUCAUGACAAUGAGGAGCUCCGUGGCUGCUUCUCACUGGCUGAGCGCCCCUCACCACCCAAGGCCUGGGACCAGCUGCGGGCAGUAUCUGGGGGAAGCCCUGAACGCCGAAUCCCAUGGAAACCACCCCCAUCAGAUCUUUAUGGGGAUCUAAAGAGCCGGCGGAACUCUGUGGCCAGCCCCACCAGCCCCACACGCUCACUGCCCAGGAGUGCCUCCAGUUUUGAAGGGCGAAGUGUGCCUGCCACCCCUGUCCUCACUCGGGGCACUGGCCCCCAGCUCUGCAAACCUGAAGGCCUCCAUUCUCACCAGUGGUCCGGCAGCCAGGACUCCCAGAUGGGCUUCCCCCGGGCAGAACCUGCCUCUGAUCGGGCCUCCCUCUUCGCAGCUCGCACCCGCCGUAGCAACAGCUCAGAGGCACUGCUAGUGGACCGGGCAGGUGGUGGGGGAGCUGGCUCCCCGCCUGCCCCUCUGGCUCCUCCUGCUGCUGGCCCCCCGGUCUGCAAGAGCAGUGAGGUGCUGUAUGAGCGUCCCCAACCAACCCCUGCCUUCUCCUCCCGCACUACUGGCCCCCCAGACCCUCCCCGAGCCGCCCGGCCUAGCUCAGCUGCCCCUGCCUCCCGAGGGGCCCCCCGGCUCCCACCUGUGUGUGGAGACUUCCUUUUGGACUGUUCCCUGGACCGGGGCCUGCCUCGUGGUGGCACGGGAGCAGGCUGGGGGGAGCUGCUGCCUGCAGCUGAGGUCCCAGGGCCUCUCUCUCGCCGGGAUGGGCUCCUUGCCAUAUUCCCUGGCCCACCACCUGUGUAUGCAGCUGAUGGUAGUAGCCCCCUCCUCUGCAACAAGGACCCCCACACCCGUGCCACCCGCACCAAGCCCUGUACCCUGCCCUCAGAGGCUGCUGAGGGUCCAGAGAUUCAUCCAAAUCCUCUGCUGUGGAUGCCACCACCCAGCCGUAUCCCUCCAACUGGUGAACGCGGUGGCCACAAGAACCUUGCACUGGAGGGGCUGCGGGACUGGUACAUGCGCAACUCCGGACUGGCCGCGGGGCCCCAGCGCCGGCCUGUGCCCCCCCACAUGGGCCUGCCACACCCACCCUUCCAUACCCGCUGCUAUGAGGUGGGCCAAGUGCUGUAUGGGACCCCCAGCCAGAUGCCACUCCCACACUCGAGGAGUUUCACGGCGCCCCCUGUUUCCGGCAGAUACUACGCGGAUUUCCUGUAUCCCCAGGAGCUGAGCGCUCGUUUAAGUGACCUGACGCUAGAGGGGGAGCAGUCCUCCAGUUCUGACCCCCAGACCCCAGGGACUCUGGUCUGACCCCUUCUGACAUGCCCUUUGCUGGCCUGGGCAUGACUCCAGUCUGGGGAGCACGCAGCUGACCUCGCUGAGCCCUGGGUAUGGUUGCUGUCAGUCCUGGGUGGGUGCCAACCUAAUCUUCCAAGGACUCUGGCUCCCUGUGGGGCCAAGAAGGUGUCCGACACCCUGUUCUCACACUGUGUUGGAGACUGGGGGUCCUCAGCCAGCUUAGAAGAGGGGGAUGAUGUCAUGGGGACUCUAAGCUCCUUCCUCCAUUUCUGUUUACAGUUGUGAUUUAGGUAUUCACUGUCUUCCCCCAACACUAGGCAUUUUAUAAAAGGGAAACUGUGAUCUUGUCCUGGUUGGGUUCAUUCCUAUUCUCAUGCCCAGUCUGUUCCCUUCAGGACCACCCACUCCCCCAAAUGGACCAUAUAGUCUCAGGGCCCUGUUUGGGGCAGCCAGGAGACUAUUGUGAAUACAACUCCCUGCCAUCCCCUACCAGGGCAGUUAUCGGGGAAGUGGGCUAUAUGCCCCUGGCCUCUGCCAUGACCAUCCCUAAUCAGGAGGCCCUAUAGUAGAGGUGAAGGGCAGAGCCUUCAGGUGUGUUGUAUCCUGGGAUGCUGUGGAGGUUGAACCUGACAUCUAGUAGAUGCCAAUAAAAUCCUCAGGUGAUGUCUUGCCAUGGGCCACGUCACAUCUUCCUUGGCUUUCCGUCACCACUUUUUAAACAAAUCCACACAAGCUGUGUUUUCUAUAAUCUGUCUGUGACUUUCUGGAAAUGGGGGUUCCCCUAUCCCCCUUACCUGGUGUUAAACUUUUCUUUUUGUACCAAUGGAUCUGGGUCCAAGACACUACCCACACUGGAAGAGGAUUUCUAUAAUAAAUGUGUAAACUGAACCCAUGUAUUGCUGCUCCUCUAUUGGCCUUGCCUUGAGGGCCCACACCCUUAAUUAGGAGCAGAUAAUAUGUUUUUACAGGAAAAAACAACACCAUGGCUUGGCCUGGUGCCUCAUGCCUAUAAUCCCAGCACUUUGGUAGGUCAGGAGUUCAAGACCAGCCUGGAUAACAUUAACAAGACCAUGAAUCUACAACAAAACAAAAAGAUAUAAAUAUAGUGGCAUUGGGUGGCAACUGUGGCUCAGUGAGUAGGGUGCUGGUCCCAUAUUCCGAGGGUGGCGGGUACGAACCUUGCCCUGGCCAAACUGCAACAAUAAAAAGUAGCUGGGCGUUGUGGCGGGCACCUGUAGUCCCAGCUACUUGGGAGGCUGAGGCAAGAGAAUCGCCUAAGCCCAAGAGCUGGAGGUUGCUGUGAGCUGUGACACCACGGCACUCUGCCGAGGGCGACAAAA
Molecule: messenger RNA, 4194 nt
Organism: Nycticebus coucang (slow loris)
Lineage: Eukaryota; Metazoa; Chordata; Mammalia; Primates; Lorisidae
Gene: CCDC120
Product: coiled-coil domain containing 120
Exons: 11
Coding region: 884-2866 (660 amino acids)
Source: RefSeq, a predicted model, not a curated record